AUGCACCUCAAGUUCUUCCUCCAAGCCAGCAGUCUGGCCCUUCUGACCGGCUCCGUUAGCGCCCAGCUGGACACAGACGCCCUAGGCCUGAACCCGAUCCUUGGAAGUAAUCCUCUCGGCGGCGACUCCAGCCCUUCUGCCUCCACGUCUCCGUCUCCGACUCCCACCUCGACCCCCAGCGCAUCUGGAUCUCCGGGCCCGCAAGACGAGGAGAGCAGAGGUAUCCUUGGUCGCGAUAUCGGUGGACUGGGUAACCUUGCUGGUGGCGGAUUGGGAGGUGGAGGGCUAGGAAACCUCCUCGGAGGAGGUAGUUCUUCCUCCGUGGCACCUUCUUCAGCAACGCCCUCUUCCACUGCGACUCCCAGUGCAAGCGCCACACCGCAGAUUGAGCAGAGCAAAGGGCUCCUCGGCCGCGAGCUGGGCGGUGUUGGUAACAUGCUGGGCGGUGGCAGCGGUGGUCUGGGUGGUCUGCUGGGAGGACAACAAAGCUCCUCUUCUGUCCAGCCGUCUUCGACGCAGACCCCCUCUUCCUCUGCACAGCCAUCCUCAACUCAGACUCCGACAUCUUCGAUGCAGACUACCCCCUCGUCUAGCUCCGGAUUCGCUACGCAGGCUAGUCCCUCGCCCACUGCUGCUCCUUCGCAAAUGGUACAGCGAAGCCCGGAUUGGCUGGAUGGUCUCAAUGUGAAUGCUAUGGAUGUUCCUCUGCUUGGUGGCUCUACUGCUUCGUCUUCGUCUAUGACCCCUACUUCCAUGCAGACGGUGGCUCGGUCUUCGCCUGCUGAGAACUCGCCGAAGGAGACCGGUGUCCCUCAGGGAUUCGGUCAGUAG
Molecule: messenger RNA, 831 nt
Organism: Penicillium argentinense
Lineage: Eukaryota; Fungi; Ascomycota; Eurotiomycetes; Eurotiales; Aspergillaceae
Exons: 1
Coding region: 1-831 (276 amino acids)
Source: RefSeq, a predicted model, not a curated record